Pyrus x bretschneideri (Chinese white pear) is the source of this 493-nucleotide messenger RNA. Its product is annotated as blue copper protein-like. The transcript is spliced from 2 exons. Gene Ontology annotation, molecular function: electron transfer activity. NCBI's taxonomy places the organism in Eukaryota, Viridiplantae, Streptophyta, Magnoliopsida, Rosales, Rosaceae. Gene Ontology annotation, cellular component: plasma membrane. Bases 43 to 402 code for a protein of 119 amino acids. The record is from RefSeq and is a predicted model, not a curated record.
CAUUUCUUCGACCAAACAGACAAGAAUUCGAAAUAGCUUAACAUGGCACGAGUUGCUUAUCUUCUCGUGGUUGCGCUUCUCGUUCUUCCUAGCACGGUUUUCGCGACACAGUAUGUCGUUGGAGAUGACCAAGGCUGGAAUUCUGGAGUUGAUUACUACGCUUGGGUUGAAGGAAAAACAUUCCAUGUUGGAGAUUCAUUAGUUUUCAAUUACAAUGCAGGUGAGCACAAUGUGAUUGUAGUUGGUUCUAAUGGGUACGAUCAAUGUCUUGCAUCUCCAAACAGCGGUGCCUAUUACAGUGGUAACGACGUACUAACGUUUGUCGCUGCCGGGGACUUCUACUUCAUCUGUGAAUAUCACUGCGAUUACAGCGACCAGAAGGUUAAGGUCACCGUAAACUAGAUUGAUUUCACAUGUAGUUUAUUUUUCUUCAGUAAAACAUAUAUUAAGGAAGAGACAUAAUUCCUCUUUUUGUGACUGCGUUUAUCAUAGU